This is a messenger RNA of Guillardia theta CCMP2712, 1017 nucleotides long. RefSeq lists its product as hypothetical. The record is from RefSeq and is a predicted model, not a curated record. The transcript has a single exon. Gene Ontology annotation, biological process: G1/S transition of mitotic cell cycle; protein phosphorylation; regulation of gene expression. Bases 9 to 911 code for a protein of 300 amino acids. Gene Ontology annotation, cellular component: cytoplasm; nucleus; cyclin-dependent protein kinase holoenzyme complex. Gene Ontology annotation, molecular function: cyclin-dependent protein serine/threonine kinase activity; cyclin binding; ATP binding. Lineage: Eukaryota; Cryptophyceae; Pyrenomonadales; Geminigeraceae.
AGGUCAGCAUGGACAAGUACAUCAAGCUCGAGAAGGUCGGGGAAGGUACGUACGGAGUCGUCUACAAGGCCAAGGAAAAGUCGACACAGGCCAUCGUGGCCCUCAAGAAGAUUCGUCUGGAUGCCGAGGAUGAAGGUGUCCCAUCCACAGCGAUCAGAGAGAUCUCCUUGCUCAAGGAGCUCCAACAUCCCAAUAUCGUGAACCUGAAGGAUGUCAUCCACAGCGAGAACAAGCUGCAUCUCGUCUUCGAGUUCCUCGACAACGACCUCAAGAAACACAUGGAUGGCUUCAACGCCAACGGAGGCAUGCCGGGGCACAUGGUGAAGUCCUACAUGUAUCAGAUGUUGCAAGGCAUCUCCUUCUGCCAUGCUCACCGCGUCUUGCACCGCGAUCUCAAGCCUCAGAACCUCCUCAUCGACAGGAACGGAACCCUCAAGCUCGCUGACUUCGGUCUCGCCCGCGCCUUCGGCAUCCCUGUCAGGACCUACACUCAUGAGGUGGUGACCCUCUGGUAUCGAGCACCGGAGAUCCUCCUUGGAUCCAAGCACUACUCGACUCCCGUCGACAUCUGGUCCAUCGGCUGCAUCUUUGCUGAGAUGGUCUCUCGUCGUCCCAUCUUUGCAGGAGACUCUGAGAUCGACGAGCUCUUCCGCAUCUUCCGUGCCCUCGGCACCCCCACGGAAGAGACCUGGCCUGGCGUGACACAGUUGCCGGACUACAAGCCGACCUUUCCCCAGUGGGCAGGUAAGUCCCUCAAGGAGAUUCUGACUAGCAUGGAGCCUUCAGCCUUGGAUCUCCUCUCUCAGACGCUUGUCUACGAGCCCUCCAAGAGAUGUUCAGCCAAGACGGCGAUGAACCACGACUACUUCCUAGACCUGGACAAGGCUUCGCUUCCUCUGCCAGUGAUGUAGAGCUAUGCGCGAAGCUUCAACGAUUAUCUGUUCACUAGCAGGCUACCUGAGCUACUAACUUGUAUACUCACACCCUACGAUGAGAUUAAACUGAUUGAUCUAAGCG